This is a messenger RNA of Polistes dominula (European paper wasp), 1395 nucleotides long. It is a transcript of the gene swi2, whose product is annotated as Protein singed wings 2. The record is from RefSeq and is a predicted model, not a curated record. Gene Ontology annotation, molecular function: protein binding. Gene Ontology annotation, cellular component: plasma membrane. NCBI's taxonomy places the organism in Eukaryota, Metazoa, Arthropoda, Insecta, Hymenoptera, Vespidae.
AUGAUAACAUUACAAUCAAAAAUAAUAUUUUCUCAUGGCUAUAAUCAAGAUAACGAAAAUUUAGAUUGUCAUAAAAUUAAUUCGAAUAACCAAUUACAAGAAUGUCAUUUGAAAGAUAAUGGACAUCGUUUAACCUGUUAUGGUGGUAUCGACGAAAAAUAUAAAAAUGAAGGUAAAACGGUACACACACUGGUAUUGUGUAAUUGGCCUAACUCAACGUUAGAUCCUCAAGAAGUUUUUCAAGGAUUUACAUCUUUGAGAAAAUUAAAAAUAAUUAAUAAUAAUAAUUUAACGAGAUUUGUUAAUGCUUUUCCAGAAGAAUGUCAAUUUCUCGAAAAAGUUAAUUUAACGAGUAACAAAUUGGAAGAACUAUCAUUGGAUUUGUUUGCUAAGCUAGCUAAUUUAAGGAUCAUUGAUUUGAGAUACAAUCGUUUCAAUGAAAUUGAUAUUAAUUGGUUUAAUUUAUCAACAUUACAACAUGUUUAUUUAUUUGGUAAUCCAUUGAAAUGUAACGAAAAUAUGGCAUGGAUUCUCAACACGAGGAACGAAUCAUUCGCUAAAAAAAUUGUUGAUCGUGAAAAAUUACGUUGUUCCGUUCCCCAUGAAGGAAGACCACUCGUACAAGUCAUUGAAAUUAUUAUGACGUUAAAAGAUGAAUGCAAAAGAACAUUAUGCGAUUGUGAAUUAGUGUAUGUGGUUGGACGUGGUGGUAAAAGAACAUCGAGACAAUUAAUUGCAUUUGCUGCAGUUAAUUGCAGUUAUCGAGAUUUAACAGAAUUGCCAGAAUUUUUGCCAGCCAAUACUACGACGUUACAUUUAACCGGAAACAAGAUCAAAGAUUUAACACCAUUGGUUAAAAAUCCUGUUUACAAACAAGUAUUGGAUCUUUAUUUGAAUGAUAAUUUAGUGGAAUCCAUUGUACAAUUGGAUGGUUCCUAUUGGCUAGAUCAUUUUCGAAUUUUAAGCCUUCGUGGAAAUAAACUUUCUGAUGUGCCAACUUACGCACUGGAAAAUGUUUUGUUACAAAGUAACAACGUAGUGAGAUUGUAUCUUGGUAAUAAUCCUUGGCGAUGUGAUUGUCUCUUUACACCUGGAUUUCAGGAUUUAUUGAUUAGGUAUACAAAUUUAGUUAGAGAUAUAAACGAGGUCAAGUGUGCAGUUAUCAGUGGUGACGAAAAUUCAAACAAACAGAUACGUGAAUUAACUCGUACAGAAAUUUGUAUAUCACCCGAUGACAAUGCGUUGAUAUAUCCAUUGGACAUUUUAAACAUUAUAUUGGCAUUAAUGAUAUUAUUAAUCAUCCUCAAAGUAUUGUACGAUUAUUGGUCGUUCAAAAGGACAGGAAAAUUACCAUGGAUUGUAUCAAAAAUACCAUAAUUGUUAUUUAAUAUGUUA